AUGGCCGUCUUCAAUAUGCAAACACUCGUCAGUCUUAUCGGCGUCGUUUCUCUCGCAUCUGCAUACCGUGUCCCACCACCCACCAUCACGGCGAAGGAUGCGCACCAGGAUUGCGAUGCCUGGCAUAUCGCCAAAACAGGGGAAUCAUUUGGAUCCAUCGCGAACUUUUACCGGCUCAACAUGGCGCAGUUCAAAUCAUAUAACCCCGCCGUAUGUGUAGACACCGACACCCUCGUCAUGGGCGCUUCAUACUGCAUCAACUACACGCCCAGCCUCCCCACACCCACAACAGCCCUAGAAUGCAACAGCCUCCACUUUGUAGAAGCAUACGACACAUGCUUCGGCAUCUCCACCAUGAACAACUUGACUCUAGCACAAUUCUACGCCAUGAACCCCGCGCUGGAUAACCGGUGCAAGAACCUGUCGUCGAACCAGUAUGUUUGCGUUUCUAGCGCAGUGAAGACGCCCGAGAGGACAGAGGUUGAGGUGCCGGCUGGGCAUGCGCAUUAUAUUUGUGUGGCGAACUGA
Messenger RNA from Pyrenophora tritici-repentis Pt-1C-BFP, 528 nucleotides. NCBI's taxonomy places the organism in Eukaryota, Fungi, Ascomycota, Dothideomycetes, Pleosporales, Pleosporaceae. The record is from RefSeq and is a predicted model, not a curated record.